Messenger RNA from Pungitius pungitius (ninespine stickleback), 2685 nucleotides. It is a transcript of the gene slc38a7, whose product is annotated as solute carrier family 38 member 7. Bases 226 to 1593 code for a protein of 455 amino acids. Gene Ontology annotation, biological process: amino acid transmembrane transport. NCBI's taxonomy places the organism in Eukaryota, Metazoa, Chordata, Actinopteri, Perciformes, Gasterosteidae. The transcript has 12 exons. The record is from RefSeq and is a predicted model, not a curated record. Gene Ontology annotation, molecular function: L-asparagine transmembrane transporter activity; L-glutamine transmembrane transporter activity.
AUGUCACGUGACCUGCUGCUUUAUAAGGGCUCCCAAAUCAAAAACAUUCCCAACCUCGAGACUGGAGCCGCAGAUUAACGACCGGCUCCACCACCAAGCUGACUGGCAAUAACCUUGAGACGUAUCAGCUGGUUCCCGGCUGUUUUGGUAUUGAAGAUUCUGGGGUCCGGAGAGGCGCAGACAUAUUUUUCAGGGGUUGCAUAAGACUUUGCAGGCCCGAGAGCCAUGGCCAUCAACACGGAUGUUGAGGACUGGGGCGGCGUGGGCAGCAACGACUCUGGAGAACGAGCGUGGCUCCUGCAGAGCCCCAGCGUGGAUUCUGUCCGGCAACUUGAGGCAGAAAGGAGCGCGGGUGUCUCGUCUUGGGCGGCGGUCUUCAUCGUGGUUAACGCAGCACUGGGAGCGGGUCUGCUCAACUUCCCUGCAGCCUUCAAUCAGGCCGGAGGAGUGACGGCAGGAGUGAUGCUUCAAAUGUUCAUGCUGAUCUUCAUAAUCUGUGGACUGGUGAUCCUGGGCUACUGCUCCCAAGUCAGUAACGAAAGCACCUAUCAGGAGGUCGUCAGGGCCACUUGUGGGAAAGUAACAGGAAUCGCAUGUGAAAUCGCCAUUGCCGUCUACACCUUUGGGACUUGUAUCGCUUUCUUCAUUGUCAUCGGAGACCAGCUGGAUCGCUUGGCGGCAGCGAUGGCUCAUGACACAGAUGGUACAGUCAGUGACCACUGGUACACUGACCGCAAGUUUACCAUCUCUGUUACUGCGGUCCUGGUUAUUCUUCCUCUCUCCAUCCCCAAAGAGAUUGGCUUUCAGAAGUAUGCCAGUGCACUCAGUGUGAUUGGAACCUGGUAUGUGACCAUCGUGGUCAUUAUAAAGUACAUCUUCCCAGAUGAGAAUAUGACCCCGAGUCCCGUUCCUGCCACUUCUGCUUCCUGGACUGCCGUUUUCAAUGCAAUGCCAACCAUUUGCUUCGGCUUCCAGUGCCACGUCAGCUGUGUGCCGGUGUUCAACAGCAUGAGCAGAAAAGAGAUCAAACCUUGGGGAGUUGUAGUCACUUUUAGCAUGAUAAUCUGCCUCUUUGUGUACACAGGAACAGGCGUCUGUGGCUUCCUGACGUUUGGCUCCAAUGUCAAUCAGGAUGUGUUGAUGUCGUACCCUUCUGACGAUAUCGCUGUGGCCAUCGCCAGAGCUUUUAUUGUCAUCUGUGUCGUCACCUCUUACCCCAUUUUACACUUCUGUGGCAGGGCAGUCAUAGAAGGACUCUGGCUGCGCUUCCAAGGCGAGCAGGUUGAGGUGUGUGUGCGUCGUGAGCAGAGGAGGCGGAUCCUGCAGACGCUGGUGUGGUUUGUCGUCACGCUCGUCCUCGCCCUCUUCAUCCCAGAUAUUGGUCGGGUGAUCUCGCUGAUUGGAGGACUGGCAGCCUGCUUUAUCUUCGUCUUCCCAGGUUUGUGUUUGAUGCAAGCCAAGCUGUCAGAGACAGACAGCCGAACUGCAAGCUGGCAUGGAUUGGUGGUCUUUGGUGUUGUCAUGGUUACGAUUGGGGCCUUCAUCUUUGGCCUCACCACAACUAACUCCAUCUAUAAAGACAUCAACAGCUAAAAAGAACAGUUCUCUCCGAGCCAGCAGUAAUAAGGACAGAGACGCGGGAAUAGUCUUGUGCUGAAAUUCUGAACUACUACAAAAGAUGGAGAAGCAUCUCAUGACACUCAUUUAAAAGAAUCCUCUGCAGCAUGUUGCAUUCCUGCUCCAUACUGAGUAAAAGCUCCACAGCUCUUUAUUCAAUCAGGUAGCUGUAAGAGACUGAAUGCCAAAUGACUUCAGACACUUAGUAUUUAUGUUUAUUUUAAUCACAUGUUCGUUUUUUAUGAAACUCAUAUUUUUUCUAUGAAACAGUCAUUUAAGGGCCUAGAGGAGGUUCCUUUGUCUCUGGAACCUGUAGAGGCGACAUAUUCCUUUCCUGUUUACAAGAGCUGGAGGACUGCACACACAGCUCUCACAAUCAAAUGGUUUUAUUAAUGAAAUUGUAGCAGUUUGUAUAUUUCGACUUACAUGACAAAGUAAAUGUUUCUUAUUGCAAAUGACAGAUUUUAUGUUGCCGCUGCUGAUGAUUGGUCUGCAUAUUAAGAUAUUUGCUCAAUGUAAAAACUGACACGUUUGCAAACAAGUAGGACUGUGUUAAAGGCAGGGUUAGUAUGUCCAAGUCUAGUUUGUUUUUUUAACAGUUUUCUAUGACCAUGAAUUCAGGAAGGCUUCUGAGAUAUUUUUUGUUUUGUUGGUUGCUUUGAUCAUUUUAUACUUGGCUUUUAGGUGAAGUCGUAUUUGUUUUUUAAAAGUACAAAGCAACAGACAUUUAAGCCUGCUGGUCUUUAAUGAGGUUAUUUACUGCAAUGUACAAAAAGGUAACUGACUGAAAACCAGAGGCAUGCACCACAAAUACGUCUGAGUGUCAAAGGCAGCAGCGCCUUCAUAUUCAGGGUAUGAAGACCUGCAGAGUGCGUUGAAUUAUACUGGCAAUGAAUGUAUGCAAACAUGUAACCUAUACAGAGUUCAGUUUGUGCAUAGCUAACAGAAAGAGUUGGACUUGGUGUUCAGGCUACAGUCACUAGGUUUAUUUACUUGAAUCAUUUCACAGCACUGCAAACUUUGCUUUAAGCUCAAAUUAGAAGUUAUAAAUAUUUAUUUGCUGUGUUU